AUGGAGCGUUGCCUAGAGUUCUGCGCCGUAGGUCGCGUUAGGCUGGUUCCGACCUCCCUCUCGGCUGCGCAGUGUUUGAACGGCCGUUGUGGGCGCGCCGUGAGAGUGCGCCCGUUUUGUCGUUGCGCCGCGGUCCGCGCACCCGUCGUUUUGAAUCGCCCCGUUGCACUGUUCCCCUCGGCGCCGCGUGACGUUCCGUGUCGCGGCGCGCGUGGGGGGGGGGGCCCGUUGGCAUGUUUUUUGCGGUUGGCAGCUCCGUUGCGGUUCCUCGGCCGCCGUUCCGCUGCCUGGCGGUUGGUCGCCCGCGCCGUUUCCGUCAGGUUGCGGUCCCGGUUACUCCUUCUGCCCCACACGUCGGGGUUCGUUUUUCUGCUGUCCCGCCUCUGUUCGCUCCCCGGCACGCGUUCGUUUUGCCCGCCACGCGUCCGUUUGCGUAAGAACGGUUCCCGGCGGCACGUUCCCAGCUCGUUGCUCACGAGGCCCCCUAGCGCCGUUAAUGUGGUUGCCCAGCUGGCUCCCGGGUCCCCGCGCGUCGUGCCCCCACCUACGAUUGGGCCUCAUGAACCAGCCGUCUCGCGUCUGUUACGCCUUCCGCGGCUGGAGCCGCCCCCUGUCGGUGCGUUGCGCGCUCUCGCGGGUGACACGUUUUCGGAGUUCGGGAUGGGGCCUGGGCCCGCCGUCGCCCGUUUGCCCUUGAGUUGCUCACGUCGGCCUGUCGACGAGUUCGGGCCGGUUGAGCGGCGCGUCGCGGUAUCGCCGUGCCGGCGUUGCGUCUACCGCCGGCCGCGCUGGAUGCGCCACCCUCGGGAGUCGAUUUGCGAUAGUUUUUUGCUGCCGGCGUUCGUUGAACCCCUCGUAGCGGGCUCGAAGACCCGUUCGCCGUCGUUCCGCGUCUCUUUCAAGGACGUCCUCUCCGUUUCGUUAUGCCGCGGCGUUGUGCGCGUUGCAGUUGCCGGCCUCUCAGACCCGAUGGUCCACAGGCCCGUCGCGCCUGGCUCGUCGUUGGCGUUGAAGCUCCGUUUAUCCCGGUCGGUCUCGUUGGCUCGCGCCCGCCCCCCUAUAUGCGUCGUUCCACACCUCGUUGUGGCCGUUUCUCCACCUCUUAGCGGUUUUUGCCCGUCCGGGGCUCCUCUGUGGGGGGCUCGGCUCCAGCACUUCUGUCGGGCGUCUCGGCGUUCCGUCCUUUCGGCUCGGGGGUUGAAUCCCGCCUCCCCCUUCGCGCGCGGCGGCUCGAGGCCGCUGUGCGGCGGUUUCCCGGCUCGCUCCGUCGGUUCAGUCCGCGGUCGGCCGGGCCCCUCCUUUAGGGUCGGUCGCGGUGAACCGACUUUCCUCCCAGCGGACCGCACUCGGUCUCGGGCGGCCGUUGAAGCCGUGACGUUUCCGUUUCGCUGA
Dicrocoelium dendriticum is the source of this 1392-nucleotide messenger RNA. The record is from the annotation of a GenBank genome assembly. NCBI's taxonomy places the organism in Eukaryota, Metazoa, Platyhelminthes, Trematoda, Plagiorchiida, Dicrocoeliidae.